AUGGCGUUGCCUGGGUCACUUAUCCCACAUUCAAACAAACGUCCUCGAUCGCAAACCCCGCCUGUGGCAAGACCUGCUCCUGGUAGUGCCACUGAACGACUAGCCAACCUUCGAGCACUUGAAGAUCGAGAUUCACAAGUUCGGAAUGCUGUCCUAAACGAUCAACAUGUUGAAGAAGCGCCAGUGAUUCCUCACAUCCCCGAGGGAAGCAAUAGCGAUGAUGACAUCCCCAACAAUUUCAUCUAUAAUGACCUUCAGAUGACAGCUGAUAUGAAUGAUGUUGAUCGAGUAGACAAUGGUACUGUAAUUCAUCCUCCAGGAGUUCGAUCGGCAUACUUUAAAGGGGUCACUUAUCGAGAACGGACAUUAAAUGAGGAAGCUCAUUGGAAAGCGGCUAUCCCUGAUAUUUUCAAAGCCUUUAUGAUUUGUUCAUUCAAGACCAAACAAUGGCGAAAUGAAGAGAUGUGGAACCGAGACCUUAACCCUCAGUGCAAUUGCCCAUCUUGGAAAAGAAGUGUGGUCGAGGUUGAUGCGGUCGACCUUACUAGUCGGAAGAAGAUUACACUCGAGACGUGUAAAUGUGUCAGUGACCUCGUUCGAUUAGUGCGAAAAGGGUACAUAGGAGGCACUCCAGUCCGCCCUCAAACUGCGUUUUCAAUACGCCUUCUUGCAUUUCAUCAUGCCAUCUGGAAGUACUGCACUGUUCAAUUGGCUCCUUUUGUAGAAGCCGUCGAUGAGUUUCUAGACGCCGGUAACCCUAUCUUUUUGAUUAAGGGAACCGAACAAAGUUGCAAUUGUCGCAAAAUCUUUUCGGCCGCGGUUGAUGCAUACCGUGAAAUGCUGCGGCUGGAAGAUGAGACUGCUUCAAAAGCUCUUCUUUUGUCACCAAUGGAUAAUCUCGCAACCAAUUGUCCACCAUGUUUUGGACCCAAGGUACCUGGAAAACGGGCUAAUGAGCCCGACUUCAUAGUAUGCCUUGACGGUAACUUUCAGCAUCGCCGACACGAAGGUGCAAGUGCUAGUUGGCGAGGUGAAAGUGGCGUACUUCCUUUGCUUUUUAUCUCACCUGAAUUGAUAAACACAUGGAAAAUCAAAAUGGAACCACCUCCACGUCGAUUGGGCGCAAAAAAAAAGGAAGCUGAUGAGGUAAUCGUGAGUGAUUCCUUUUGA
Melampsora larici-populina 98AG31 is the source of this 1170-nucleotide messenger RNA. RefSeq lists its product as uncharacterized. The record is from RefSeq and is a predicted model, not a curated record. The coding region runs from base 1 to 1170 and encodes 389 amino acids. NCBI's taxonomy places the organism in Eukaryota, Fungi, Basidiomycota, Pucciniomycetes, Pucciniales, Melampsoraceae. The transcript is spliced from 3 exons.